AUGUCUUGCUCACUAUUUUCGACAUCGAGAUAUUAUGGAAAGAAGAUCGACUUCACCCAGAGGCAAGAGGACGUGACGCCCCACGAAGAAUCCUCGGAAGAGACUCCACAGCAGUCGAAACGGAAAGCUGCACGAAAAAAUGCAACCAAGACGUCCUCUCUACGGAGUGUCGCAGUGGAGGCGCAGAGAUCUCGAGCCUUUGUAAAGUCAAGAGGAAAAACACGCUUCGUAGACCCAGAUGCCGAGACCAAGACAGUAAGCGCAUAUUGUGCUGCCGAGAUAUAUGAUAUCUCGGUGGCCAGCCGCCUCGUCAAAGCCCAAGGCUACGAGCUCGAUCCCUUUCAGACUGGUCUCUACCCCCAAGUCAUACAUGUGCAGACAUCGGAGCGACCAUCUGAGGUCAAGGACUUCCAGCAGGGCGACAUCUUCAUCUUCCCCUCUGGCACUGUAGUAACUUGGAACGUCCGGGAAAGAGAAGCCCUGAAGCUAGUCAACCAAGUCCUCCCCGCCGCAGCCGAAGGCUCGCAUCUCGACCUCCUAGAAACCGAAGAUCUGGACUAUCUUGAGGACCCCAGCAAAGAAGCCAGUGAAGUAGUCGGUGACACCAUUGUGCUAGGCACAAAGGCAGAACCACCAUCCGACAUCAUCUCACUCAACUCCUCGGACGAAAAUCAUCUCACAAGCGAACAACGCCAUGAAGUAGACACCGUCCUCGCCAAGAUAGCCUUCUCUUCCGGCCUCGCCCGCUCUACCAAACUGGCCGUCUUGGAAACCUUGCUAUCUGCAUACCAGCACUCCACCCGCGAUAUCCCCACCAUGCUCGCCGCAUCCAAGCCCUUCUCACCCCGCCGCAGCGCCCCCUUCACUCGCUCCUUCAUCCUCCGCAAGACUGGCGAACUGCUCUCCCUACGAGCCCAAUUGAACCUCUACUCUGAGCUCACAGACUCCAUGCCCGACAUCUUCUGGGAUUCGCGGCACGAGCUCGGGCUAGGCGAGUACUACGACCAGGUUGGGCGUGCGCUGGAUGUGGGUGUUAGGAUCAAAGUGUUGAACGAGAAGAUUGGGUUUGCACAGGAGAUUGCUAGUGUGUUGAGAGAGCAGUUGAGUGAGAAGCACGGGCUGAGGCUUGAGUGGGCCAUCAUUGCGCUUAUUGCUGUCGAGGUGGUGUUGGAGUUUUACAGGCACUGGGACGAGCGGAAAGAUAGGGAUGAUCCCGCGAGUACUGAAGCUUUGCUCCGAAAAUAUCUGGAGAAGCUGGUGGAUGAGAAGGAAGUCACGCCGACCCGAUGA
This is a messenger RNA of Pyrenophora tritici-repentis Pt-1C-BFP, 1290 nucleotides long. The record is from RefSeq and is a predicted model, not a curated record. Lineage: Eukaryota; Fungi; Ascomycota; Dothideomycetes; Pleosporales; Pleosporaceae.